This is a messenger RNA of Marchantia polymorpha subsp. ruderalis, 1506 nucleotides long. The record is from the annotation of a GenBank genome assembly. NCBI's taxonomy places the organism in Eukaryota, Viridiplantae, Streptophyta, Marchantiopsida, Marchantiales, Marchantiaceae.
UAAUUGUCAGUUGGGACCACAAGAUGUCAGGCAUCACUUGCGAGGAGCACACAUAUAAAUUGUCCGUAAUCUUCUAUCAGAAGUACCUCGUACAUCAACCGUGAUUAGCAGUGGUGAGCUGCAGACCAUACCGAACUUUUGCAUUUGACAGCCAGGUAAGCAGCAAUGGAGAAGGCAUCAGCACUAUGGAGUUCAUGGCUGGUGGUGACCAUGAUUUUGACAAUUUUCCUGGCAACAAAUGCGCAAGCUACGAAUUAUCCUACCCACCCAAACUUAACCGAGGAUUUCUACCUCAGGACCUGUCCACAGGCGAGAAUUAUAGUCUUCAAUGUUCUAGUUCGACAGCUGGCAUUGAACAAGAACCUACCAGCACAGCUCAUCCGACUGUUUUUCCAUGAUUGCUUCGUCCGGGGAUGCGAUUCAUCGAUAUUGAUCGAGUCCACACCGGGCAAUGUGGCAGAACUGGAUGGUUUUCCCAACAGAAAUUCCGUCAAGGGGCUCGAUGUGAUAGCGUUAGCGAAAGAAAAGCUCGAGGAAAGUUGUCCGGGUAUCGUUUCGUGUGCGGACAUCAUUGCUCUGGCCGCUCGCGACAUUCUGCAACUGUCUCGAGGACUCUAUUUCCCGGUUCCACUCGGACGUAGAGACGGCUCGGUGUCGCUUGCAUCUGAGGCGAAUGCCAACCUGCCCAGCCCUUUUGCCAACUACACUCAACUCGUCACCAGCUUCGCCAAUCAGGGAUUGUCUGAAGAAGACUUGGUAGUCCUUUCAGGUGCACACACGAUCGGAGUUUCACACUGCGGCGUAGUAUAUCGUCGCCUGUGGAAUUUUUCGCCGACGAUUCAGACCGACCCGGCUAUGAGUCCAGCAUAUGCGGCCAAGCUCAAAGCGCUGUGUCCGAUCGACCAGCCUCAGAGUCAAACGGAAAUCGAGCUGGACUCAAGCAUGGGAGGCAACUUUUUCGACAGCAACUACUACGAUAAUGUUCUGAACGGCGAAGCGGCGUUCAUCUCAGACAGUGCUCUGAUCACGAACCCUUCCGCUGCAGCUCUGGUGAGGACUCUGGGCAGAUUUCCAACCGUCCCUUUUUUCGAGAAGUUCGGUGUGGCUAUGGUGAAGAUGGGGCUCAUCAACGUCAAAACAGGCUCUGACGGAGUUAUUCGCAAGGUUUGCAGUAAAAUCUGACGUUCAGAUCAGUAUAGUUCUCUGACAAAAAAGCCCAAUUAUGAUUAUCUUUCGAGCAGCACAUCGAAGGCUGUUGCGAUGGAGUUGUAAUUUCUGCUUUUUAGGACCCUCUGAAUAUUGCAUCUGACCUCCAAUAUGGGCAAUCCUCCGAUAUUAGCAUGAAGAAAAAUUGUAACAGACUUUGUCAGCUUACUAGUUUGAGCUUCAAAUGAUAUGGUAGGUGAGAACCGUGGCUCGCGAUUUACCAGUUGCAAAUAAUAAUAUGGCAUGCAAUCAACAUUGCACCACAAUAAAGGUGCUCACAUAUGGCAGUCGAAACUCCAA